Macadamia integrifolia is the source of this 2802-nucleotide messenger RNA. RefSeq names its product probable metal-nicotianamine transporter YSL7. Bases 73 to 2124 code for a protein of 683 amino acids. Lineage: Eukaryota; Viridiplantae; Streptophyta; Magnoliopsida; Proteales; Proteaceae. Gene Ontology annotation, molecular function: oligopeptide transmembrane transporter activity. The record is from RefSeq and is a predicted model, not a curated record. The transcript has 6 exons. Gene Ontology annotation, cellular component: membrane.
UCACACUAUUUAAAACCCCAAAACCCAUUCCAGAAAUCCAAAGCUUCAAAACCCAGAUAAAAAAUUCCAUCCAUGGAAAGGAUCGAGAACCAACAAGACAACCGGAGGAAUAAUGUGGAGGAAAUAGAAACCAUUUCAACUGAACGGAUCUUUGAUACCAAGGCGGCUCCGCCAUGGGAGAAGCAAUUAACCUGCAGGGCUUUCAUGGUGAGCUUUGCUCUGAGUGUUCUGUUGAGCUUCAUCGUCAUGAAACUCAACCUCACGACUGGGAUCAUACCUUCCCUCAACGGCUCAGCUGGGCUUCUUGGGUUCUUCUUCGUUAAGACAUGGACCAAAUUAUUGAAGAAAUCUGGGUUGCUCAAGCAAGCUUUUACUAGGCAAGAGAAUACCGUCAUUCAGACUUGCGUCGUUGCUUCCUCCGGCAUUGCCUUUAGCGGAGGUUUUGGGAGUUACCUCUUCGCAAUGAGCGAGGGUAUUGCUAAACAAUCAACAGAAGCCAACAAGGCACAAAAUAUUAAGAACCCAUCUCUGGGAUGGAUGAUUGGGUUUCUCUUUCUUGUUAGCUUCCUUGGGCUCUUUUCUGUGGUUCCUCUUCGGAAGAUUAUGAUUAUAGACUUUAAACUGAUCUAUCCAAGUGGUACUGCUACUGCACAUCUUAUCAACAGCUUCCACACUCCACAAGGAGCAAAAUUAGCUAAGAAGCAAGUCAAAGCAUUGGGCAAAUUCUUCUCAUUCAGUUUCCUUUGGGCAUUCUUCCAAUGGUUCUUCACUGCUGGGGAUAAUUGUGGAUUCUCAAACUUCCCUACAUUCGGUCUCAAAGCAUUUGAGAACAAGUUUUACUUUGACUUUUCUGCUACAUAUGUAGGGGUUGGGAUGAUCUGCCCUUACAUCAUAAAUAUAUCAUUGCUACUUGGGGCGAUUCUGUCAUGGGGUAUCAUGUGGCCUCUCAUUGAAACUAAAAAGGGUCAUUGGUAUCCUGAAGAUCUGAGCUCUACCAGCCUCCAUGGCUUACAAGGUUACAGGAUUUUUAUUGGUAUCGCUAUGAUCCUAGGAGAUGGUCUCUACAACUUUGUGAAGGUUCUCAGUCAAACUCUCUUUGGCUUGUUUCAACAACUCUUCCAUAACAAAAGAGAUCUCCCCAGUACUGGUCCCUCUGCUCCUGUGAACCUACCUCUCUCCUAUGAUGAUCAUCGCCGAACACAGCUCUUCCUCAAAGAUCAAAUACCAACUUGGGUUGCAAUAGGAGGCUAUGCUACCAUCGCUGCCAUCUCCACCAUCACUCUACCAAAAAUUUUUCACCAGCUCAAGUGGUACCAUGCCUUGGUCAUGUACAUCAUUGCACCAACCCUAGCCUUCUGCAAUGCAUAUGGUUGUGGACUCACUGAUUGGUCCAUGGCCUCAACGUAUGGGAAGCUUGCCAUCUUUACCAUUGGUGCAUGGGCAGGGGCCUCUAAUGGUGGAGUUCUCGCAGGUCUUGCAGCAUGUGGAGUCAUGAUGAACAUUGUUUCCACAGCUUCUGAUCUCAUGCAGGAUUUCAAGACAGGGUACCUAACAUUAGCUUCACCUCGUUCCAUGUUUGUGAGCCAAGUUAUUGGGACUGCAAUGGGUUGUGUCAUCUCCCCUAGCGUUUUUUGGCUCUUCUACCAGGCCUUCCCCAAUAUUGGUGUCCCAGGGUCUGAAUACCCUGCUCCUUAUGUUCUUGUAUACCGCAACAUGUCAAUAUUUGGGGUUGAGGGGUUCUCUACUCUACCAAAACACUGCCUUCAACUUUGCUAUGCUUUUUUUGCUGCUGCCAUUCUUGUGAACUCGAUCAGAGAUGUUGUAGGAAAGAAAUGGGCAAAAUAUAUUCCACUCCCAAUGGCCAUGGCUCUACCAUUCUACCUCGGAGGCUACUUCACAAUUGACAUGUGUGUUGGGAGUUUGACCGUAUUUGUGUGGCGAAAGGUUAACAAAGCCAAGGCAGAAGCAUUUGGACCUGCAGUAGCUUCCGGUUUGAUUUGUGGGGAUGGAAUAUGGACUUUGCCCAGCUCAAUACUUGCUUUGGCUGGGGUGCAACCACCCAUCUGCAUGAAGUUUCUCACAAGGAAAACAAACUCCAGGGUUGAUAAAUUGCUAGCCUCUUAAGCUGAGCGUCAGUUUAACCGUGUUCUAGCCAUAUGAGAAAUAUCCAUGUAUUUUUCAGACUCUAUGUAUUUAUAAAGGUAAACAGUGAAGUUCCAUUACAGCAAAGAUGACCAAUGAUAUAUGUUGCAGCACAGAAUAAAUUAGAUGGUUUUCUGGGUGCAAGCAUCUCCCACACCAAAAACACUCAUCCUUCCCAAUGUAUAUCCAACUAUAGCCGCUCUUACUGUCCUUAUCUCUUCCCAAUCCCCCAUUAGCACCAUACAUGUUAGCCAAGAGAACAUUAAUAGAAGCUGAUUUAGACUCCAAUCUAAAGAGCUUAUAUGCAUAUUUCAGCCUAAACUUUAAUUCCCCCACUAGCUCUCCAACCAUUCAGUAGUGCACCCAUGACUAGCACUAGUCUCAAAAGGCAUCCCUCUCAUAUAUUCUCUGAACAUCAAAAGCACCCACAUCUUGAAUACAUUGCCAUAAUUUCCUACAAAACAAUGGAAUUCAAAUACUAACUUGAUGAUACAACCAAUGAAUCGAAUAUCUUUCUCGAGGAUGUGCAACGAAAACAUGGGGCUCAAAACCAGUUUUUAGAACCAGAAAAUGGAGUUGCUCCCCUUGCUUAAUGUAUUUUAGCUUGCCACAAGCUUUUGCAGCAACAGAGAAUGCUUGAUGGCUGAACUCCAUGCCAUG